AUGUGCUUAUUGGAAACAUUUCAGGUGAAAGCUGACUGUUCGUCAAUCCUCGAAGAGUUUGGUAUCUCAUGGCCGGAGCCGCUGGAUUGCAGCCGCUUUCCACAAGAGCCCGACCUCUGCAUGAAUCCGGAUGAGGACCGACACAGCUAUGAAAAGACACCUGUACAUCGUCAUCGUCUCCGACCAUCGUCACUUUCCUGUCCACACGAUUUGCUGGACAUCGACCCAUUAGACAACGAAGGAGUCUGUGCCUACAAAUGUGGAGCCGAUGUUAUGUUCAGCAGCGAGGAAAAAGUCGCGGCUCGAACUUGGAUGAUUAUGUGGGGCGGUUUCGAUUUCUGCGUCAGUCUGUUCACCUUCUUGACGUUUCUCAUUGAACGAAAUCGGUUUCGAUUCCCUGAACGGUACGUGACUUAA
Messenger RNA from Ostertagia ostertagi, 417 nucleotides. Lineage: Eukaryota; Metazoa; Nematoda; Chromadorea; Rhabditida; Trichostrongylidae. The record is from the annotation of a GenBank genome assembly.